Portunus trituberculatus (swimming crab) is the source of this 4312-nucleotide messenger RNA. RefSeq names its product solute carrier family 23 member 1-like. The record is from RefSeq and is a predicted model, not a curated record. The transcript is spliced from 13 exons. The coding region runs from base 142 to 1956 and encodes 604 amino acids. Gene Ontology annotation, cellular component: membrane. Lineage: Eukaryota; Metazoa; Arthropoda; Malacostraca; Decapoda; Portunidae. Gene Ontology annotation, biological process: transmembrane transport. Gene Ontology annotation, molecular function: transmembrane transporter activity.
GUCGUUCGUGUGUCAGCACGUGAAACACAAGGCAGCACCAAUCAGCGCUUAUCUCGACGCCUUCUUGCGUGACACUCGGCCUCUGACUAGCUCUCGGUUCACCCUACCAGCGAUACUGCAGUAACCCGCCAGUAAUCCGCCAUGGCUCCACUUGAGUCCAGAAAGGAUGACACUGCUGAUGGGGCUCUGUACAAUGGCCACAUGCUGACCCAAGACCACCAAGCUCCGCCGCCGCCAAACCCGAGCGAAGAUUUGCUUUACGGAAUAGAGGAUGCGCCGCCUUGGUACCUCUCAUUAUUCUAUGGCUUCCAGCACUACCUGGCCAUGAUCGGCGGCACCAUCGCCAAGCCAAUCAUCCUCGCCACGUUUCUCUGCAUCGAGGAAGAUGACCCAGCCCGCGGUGCCCUGGUCUCGUCCAUCAUCUUCGUGUCCGGCCUGGUCACCAUCUUGCAGACCACGAUAGGAGUCAGACUCCCCAUCAUCCAGGGAGGAAACUUCGCGUACGUGGUGCCCAUUAUCGUCCUUCUGAACACGUCCUUCAAGCCGUGCAGUCAAGUCUCCAUGGCCAACAUGACUGUGCCGGAGAAGCAGGAGCUGUGGCAGGUGCGCAUGCGUGCCAUCCAGGGUGCCAUCACCAUGUCGGCGUUGAUGCAAGUCAUCGUGGGCUUCACUGGUAUCAUAGGGAUCUUGCUGCGGUGGAUCACGCCCCUCACUGUGGUGCCGACUGUGACGCUGGUGGGCCUCUCGCUCUUUGACGUGGCCUCCCUCAAGGGGUCUGAGCACUGGGGAUUCACCAUCAUGGUGAUCUGUUUGACCAUCGUUUUCUCCCAGCACAUGCGUGACGUCACUCUGCCCUUCCCAAUGUACAAGCCAGGAAAGGGAUACUACACCAUCCCGUGCCAGCCCUUUAAGACACUCUCCCUCCUCCUCGCUGCGCUGAUCACGUGGGGCCUGUGUGCCAUCCUCACUGUCACUGACGUCCUGCCAGAGGGUUCCGGCGCCAGGACAGACAAGGCCAACACUCUGAUUGAAGCCACACCCUGGAUUCGCUUCCCCUACCCUGGGCAGUGGGGGCUUCCGACGCCGACUGUUGCGGGCACCAUGGGCAUGAUGGCUGCUGUAUUUGCCUCCAUCAUUGAGAGCAUCGGCGACUACUACGCCUGCGCCAGGGUGGUGGGAUGCAAGCAGCCUCCUUCCCAUGCCAUCAAUCGAGGCAUUGGUGUGGAGGGCAUCGGCUGCUUGCUGGCUGGGCUCUUCGGCACGGGAAGCGGGACCACCUCCUAUUCGGGCAACAUUGGUAUUCUCUCCAUCACCAAGGUAGCCAGCCGGCGGGUGAUCCAGUACAGCGGCCUCAUCAUGCUGGUGUGCGGUGUGGUGGCUAAAGUGGGCGCCAUCUUCGUCACUAUUCCUGCACCUGUCAUUGCCGGCAUCUUCUACAUCAAGUUUUCCAUGAUUACUGCGGUGGGGAUAGCGACCCUCCAGUACAUCGAUUUCAACUCCUCCAGGAACCUCUUCAUCCUUGGUUUCUCUAUUUUCUUCGGUCUCUCCUUCCCAAAGUGGUUUGAGGUGAACCCAAAUGCCAUUCAGACUGGAGUGGCGAUGCUGGAUCAAACCAUUGCUGUGCUGCUGCAGACCUCCAUGUUCCUCGGAGGACUAAUUGGCCUCAUCCUCGAUAACACCAUUCCAGGCACAGACGAGGAACGAGGCAUCCUGCACUGGAACGGAAAGUUGUCUGAAGAUAAACAACACAAAGAUUCGCAGAUCUGCUCUCCCUCCUUUGAGACAUCAUCAAUACUAUCAUCAUCCUUUUACUCAUCCCCAUAUGAUUUCCCCUACGGCAUGGAUCUCAUUAGAAGUGCUAAGUGGCUUCGUUACGUCCCAUUCUGCCCUGUGUAUGAAGGAUUUAAGAGGCGGAGUUCUCGAAGUGAGGAGAGUUCAUCGCAAGAGUCUUGUUAAAGUAGACUCUAUUUUGUAGACGUGUCAUCUUGAGGAGGAGGCCCCGCCAGAGAGCAGCAGCAUCCCUGACUCAGCAUCUGUGUAUAAUGUGUGUGUUAUCGUAAUGAUAGAACUAAGGAGAUAAAAAGCCCAUAAUGUUUACAAUAGAAUGUACAAAUACCAUAUAAAGUACCAAGGAACAAAAACGUUAAGGAUAACCAAAGCAGUGCACACUAAUGAGAUUACUUAAGUACUUAGCAGUAUUAACAAAGAGUGACAGUACACAAAUAAUAGUACGAUGGUUGGAGUGUCACCGACCAGAGCUGCGAGAGGAUCAGCUGCAGAAAUGAAGCAGUGGUUCUCCGCAUCACAUCCGUCCCACUAAAAAAGCUGGUCUGUUUAUCCUCGCAACAUCAUAAAAUAGCAAGUAAUCCAUCUUCCUCUAUUUAAUCUCUUUAACGGUAUGGUGCGUUUUCAUAUUCAUUCGGCUUACUAUUUGGUGAUUUUAUACAGCUUCAGAAACUUAAGUGGUGAUUACAAUAGUGAAGAUUCUACCGAUUAAUAUUCUACCCUCCAUAGACACUUUCUAAUGUAAACAAAAUCGUCUAAUCAUACCCAGAACUCAUGAUAAAAACGUGUCCUAGUACUGAAUGGUUUAAUCUCAUCGCCCAAGUCUUCGGGAGCAUAUUGAGACAGAUUUCAUUCUUUUUAAACACUACACUCGACCCUCGAAACAACGGACAAAUGCGUGCACGACCCUGUCUGUAGAUUGUAAAAGUCCGUUCUUUGCAAAAAUACGUAAAAAACUGUAUAAAAUGUACGUAAAAUACUGUGUAAUCAUUAAGAAAUCAUUCAAGCAGUAUUACAAAGCAUUAAGUACAACAAAUAACCUGAAAUAGAUGACAUGAGCAUGGUCAGUUUAAUAGAUAUUAAUAAACAAUUCAGAAAACGAAGUUCUCUCACCUUAAUACACCACCUACCGGACAAUAAUUUGCCGGGAACGGAAAAUCGCGCUCAUUUUGAUAUUCGUCCGUAGAUUAAACCGGAAUCCAGAAUUUGUCCGUAGUUUCCGAAAUCCGUUGAUGGAGGUCCGUUGUUUCGAGGGUCGAGUGUAUAUGGUAUUUCCUUAAUAAUUUUAAUCACCAUUGAUCUGACUAUUUCAUAAACUUUCAUCGCUUUACUGUUACUGUCCUGUACAUUUCAACCCAAACUCUUCCUCACCGUUUCCAAACACUUCAGCUUGUCAUGACUCGCUCCUUGUUUUUUUUUUUUUUUGUCCCACGUUACUGUCCCGCCUUGGUGUCAUAUGCCCUUAGCUGCCUUUGCUGUCUGGAUUCACUCACUCGCUCGCUCGCUGAAUCACGUCACGUUCAAUGCGGGUGAAUCCAAUAGAAGCACUCAAGGUCGCGUCCCAUUAUCCAGUUGCGCUUCAACAAUUCCACCUCAUUCGCUCCCUCCAUGCACCCAGCUUCACCACAUACACACUCUCUCUCUCUCUCUCUCUCUCUCUCUCUCUCUCUCUCUCUCUCUCUCUCUCUCUCUCUCUAUCUCAUUUACAACACUUCACUUCUUCCUUCAUAUUAUUGUAUCUUCCCUUACACACACACACACACACACACACACACACACUGUCACGGAUAUUCUUGUACUAAAAUAACUAUAGUUUCUAAUUUGACAACUGACUCUUGUUUGGGAUUAAUGACAAUGUAUACCAGAAUAGAUCCUUCCCCGUCCCCAGAGAGUGCUGUUAUUGGGGGGACUGUUAUUUUUCGUUUUUAAUUGUAUUUCUUUUACUACUCGUCGGCUACACUAAGCAGUUCUCAUAAGGUGUUCGUCUGCAAGCCACUCCAUUCGCUCCGAGAUUAGUUGUCCAGUGGUAGGAGUAUGAAAAAGUAGUCCCACUUAUAUUGUAUUCUUAAUCCCUUUAAUAUUAUGACGUGUUUCCAUAUUCAUUCUGCUUGCUAUUUGGUGAUUCUGUACAGCUUCAGAAACUCAUGUGGGGUAUUGAAAUAGUGAAGACUGUGGCCAUUAAUAUUCUGACCUUCAUAGACCCUUCCUAAUGUCAAUAAAAUGGUCUAAUCGUACUCAAGUCUCAAGGUAAGAAUGUGUCCCAGUAUUGAAGGCGUUAAUAGGUAGGAUCGAUACUCCUGCAUGGUGUUCUGAUGGUUACUUUGUUGUGUAUAUGUGUAAAAAAAAAAAACGCCAUUAAUCUUCUGGCCUCCAUAGACACUUCCUAAUGUCAAUAAAAUGGUCUAAUCGUACACUAGCCUCAAGGUAAAAAUGUGUCCCAGUACUGAAGGCGUUAAUAGGUAAGAUCGAUACUCCUGCAUGGUGUUCUGAUGGUUACUUUGUUGUGUAUAUAAAUGUAAAAAGAAUA